AGAAAACGCAUUCGAGGCCUCUCCGUUCGUCUUCGCCUUUCUUGGCGCGUUGUCGUUCCGCUGAACCCCUCCCUCCGGCGCAUUCGGCCCGUCACCCACUUCAUCUGCUCUUCUCUGUUUCGAUUCGGUCUCGUCCGCAGACCGUCUGUUCUCAUUUAUUUUUCUUCUCUUCCGGGUCUCUCUGCGUGUGCACCCGAACGGGCGACUUCAAUGGAGCGCAAACACUCAAGAAGCCCUACUUCUGAAGUGACGUCAUGCAACGACCUCGGGGCGGAGCUGUGGGCCUUGGUGUAUCACCUCUUUGCUAAGUACAAGGACAACUGCACUUUGGCGGUUCGUGAGUUGGGCCUGCGUACACACCACGAAUUUGAAAGCGGCAGCAGCGCGUUGUUUCCGCGGUCGCCAGCGGAUGUGAAGCGCAGUGUUUGGUACGCGGACAUGUCUGCCGCCUACUCCGCUUUGAGGGAAGACCUGCAUCAGACGCAUCUGGCCGAUGUCACGGAGGCGACGGAUCUCGUGUUAAGCCUAUACCCGGAUGGCUGCAACGUCAGCGAGUACGCCGAGGCGGUACGGACGAGUGCGGCGGUGCUGCCGUGCACCGUGCCCUCCGACAUGAUCGACUUCUUCGUCAGCAAGAAGGGGGACGAGUUCAAGGCGGACGGCGUCCACGUCGUCGCGGGCGAGGCGCUGGCGAAAGACGUCAUUGAGGGGCUGAUGUUCAGCGCGUUGCUGCCGCGGCAGUGGUGGUGUGCGCGGUUUGCCGCCGUGGCCCGCGCCCGGCGCGUCGGCGUGAAAGGGAGUCCGCCGACGCUCUUCAUCGAGUACGAGCGCCCUCCCGGCGUGGUGCACGUCCGCCGCAUCCACCUCGGCUCACAUCUGCGCGAGAACACGCCGACGGUGCAUCUCGCACGGCGCCUCGCCACCACGCACGAGUCUCUGCUAUCAGAGGCGCAGUUUCAGUCGCUGCUCCUCCGGUGUCAGCGUUUGAUGCGCCACUCGCCGGCCACCGCAAGCCCCGCCACCACCCGAAGCUCGCCGUUGCCGGCGGCAACGGUGUCUGCGGCACCGAUGCAGCAGCCGGCUACGUCGCCGGCCGCCACCGAGAGCUCCGAUGGUGACCGUGCCAAGAGCACUAAGCCGCAGAAGGCAGACCUGGGUCUCCUCUAUCGUGACCCCGACGCGGCGCUGCAAAACGUCGAUUUGAACGAUGCGGACGACGUCACGUUGCGUGAGUUCAAAGAGGUGAUGAAUGAAGGGUUCAACAAGAACGUGAUCAAACCCGGCGAUCCUGGAUACGUCUACGACAAGCGGCUUGAGGUAACGAAAUCGGCCCAACAGAGCGAGUGGGAUGAUGACUCGGAUUGA
Leptomonas pyrrhocoris is the source of this 1365-nucleotide messenger RNA. RefSeq lists its product as hypothetical. Lineage: Eukaryota; Euglenozoa; Kinetoplastea; Trypanosomatida; Trypanosomatidae. The record is from RefSeq and is a predicted model, not a curated record. Gene Ontology annotation, biological process: microtubule anchoring at centrosome; trans-Golgi to periciliary membrane compartment transport. The transcript has a single exon. Gene Ontology annotation, cellular component: centriole; spindle pole; ciliary basal body. Bases 211 to 1365 code for a protein of 384 amino acids.